Molecule: messenger RNA, 748 nt
Organism: Exophiala mesophila
Lineage: Eukaryota; Fungi; Ascomycota; Eurotiomycetes; Chaetothyriales; Herpotrichiellaceae
Exons: 3
Coding region: 294-557 (87 amino acids)
Source: RefSeq, a predicted model, not a curated record
UUCAAUCUGCUUCAAGGUUCAUGGCAUUGUCAACUCCAGACGCCUUUCAUUUCGACUGCCCACCCCUGCAUUCCGCUCUAAUCCUAUCUGUUGACCUAGUCACGACACCUUCUUGCAUGCUUUGCGCCAACCCUCGAGUAAUCGCAGCUCAACACGGCCCCAUAGCAGCGCAGGCAGCUCCCUAUCUUUGAUCCCUUUGACGUCGACCUACCACUUCAGUGACGGCCCCAGUGGACGACUGUUUUCCGGGCGAAUUCGGUUAUCGACUCUCGUGUGCAAAGUUACAUAUAGUCAUGAAGCCCAUCGUGUCAGGCUUCAAUGCCUGGUUUUGUACCGUCAUCUCCGCAUUUGCCAUUGUCAUUCUCAGCGUCAUCGGCAGUUUAUUUGCGCGAGAUCAUCAUAUGAUGAUGGGCCUAGAAGAAGAUCCUGAGGACGGGAAGGCCGUGGCAGGCAGUAUUUUUGUUGCGGUGGCAGUCUACGCGGGUUUCUUGGUAUUCUGCGGCUUUCAGGGAUGGCUCAACAUUCGAGCCAGUCGAAGGGGACAAAUAUCUCUAUAAUCAUAAUGGGCAGGUUUCAUUACAGAUGUACAAACUCAGCUACAUGCUGCAUCACGCGCGGGGUUUUAGACAGAUAGGCAGGGUAAAUACCUUCAGUUCUCUGAGAAUGCAGCUGCCAGGAAAGAGCUGUUGGUACUUGGAACGAGUUGCAAAGCAGUGAUAAAUGGAAAUGUUUAGACAUACACCAUCGC